This is a messenger RNA of Erigeron canadensis, 812 nucleotides long. RefSeq lists its product as uncharacterized. Gene Ontology annotation, cellular component: chloroplast inner membrane; chloroplast thylakoid membrane. The record is from RefSeq and is a predicted model, not a curated record. Lineage: Eukaryota; Viridiplantae; Streptophyta; Magnoliopsida; Asterales; Asteraceae. The transcript has 5 exons. The coding region runs from base 93 to 578 and encodes 161 amino acids.
UGGUUAUCUCAUUUUCUACUUGAAACUACCAAAAAGCUUCUUGCUUGGUUGUCUAUUUCUUAACCCCAUUUGAUUUCUUGAUCUAUUCAUCCAUGGCUGCAACCACCAUUAUCUCUCCUUCUUCAAUCUCUGUUCGGUCUGGUCUCAAGGGAAAUGACAGUUGGUCUGGAACUUCUUCGUUGUAUGGUAACACAACUACACUGACACAUCAAAGAAAGUCUAACCAACAAAGAGCUCAGCAGAAGUUAGCGGUUUGUGCGCAGUACAAUGAUCGUAGUACUGGAGGCAGUGGUGACUUCGCUGCUGGUUUUCUUUUGGGAGGUGCUCUAUGUGGUACACUAGCAUACAUAUUUGCUCCUCAGAUAAGAAGAUCUCUCUUAAAUGAAGAUGAGUAUGGAUUUAGGAGGGCAAAGCGGCCCAUAUACUAUGAUGAAGGUUUAGAGAAGACCAGACAGACUUUGAAUGCUAAAAUAAACCAGCUUAAUACUGCAAUUGACAACGUGUCCUCGAGGUUGAGAGGUGGGAAUAACGUGCCUCAGGUGCCAAUUGAGACUGAUCCGGAAGAAGCUACCAUGUGAAAAAGAUUAUUACGAUUUCAAUCUCACUCUGGCAGGGAAAAGACCGAUCUGAUUAAAAAUGGUAUCUACUACUUGAGGUUGCAAAAAUGUGCUGAUAUUUUGGAAUCUAUGGUUUACUUUUAUCCCUUACAUAAAGAAGUUAUGUACACUUGAUGAUCAUAUCUGCUAUUCUAGUAAUCAUUUUGUAUCAUCUGUGCUUAUAAAUUGUCUUGAAUGAAAUGUUAUUUUUCUUCU